Saccoglossus kowalevskii is the source of this 1961-nucleotide messenger RNA. RefSeq names its product ferroportin-like. Gene Ontology annotation, molecular function: iron ion transmembrane transporter activity. Gene Ontology annotation, cellular component: membrane. Gene Ontology annotation, biological process: iron ion transmembrane transport. The record is from RefSeq and is a predicted model, not a curated record. NCBI's taxonomy places the organism in Eukaryota, Metazoa, Hemichordata, Enteropneusta, Harrimaniidae.
AUGGCUGACGGGGAUGCUGGUGAGGGCACCCUAUCCUCAAAUAAUCCCGAUAGUAACAGUGAGCAGACCCCCGACCAGGGGAGCAUAUUAGAACCUGAUAGUGAUGUUCUUUUGCCCGACACACUCUCAGUCAGGGACAAAGACGAAACUUCAUCUUACAGGGCUGCUGGCUGUAUUAAAUACCUGAAAAGUCCAGCUUUCAUGAUCUACUGCUGUCAGGUUCUAUCUUCCUGGGGAUACCGUAUGUGGAGGUUUGCCAUAGGACUAUACUUAGUAGAAAUCGCUAUGGAUUCCUUGAGAUUAACAGCCAUCUAUGGAUUAAUACUAUGCAUAUCAUCAUUAAUGUUUUCCCCUCUUGUUGGUGAUUGGGUGGACAGAACAAAACGGAUAAGAGCUAUCAGAAUUGCCAUUUUUCUUCAAAACUGUUGCCUUGUAUUGUGUUCCUUACUACUGGCAAUGAUACUGGUGCUGGAAGGUAAUAUCAAACUCAUAUGGAAUGGCGUUCUCUUCAUUAUGGUGGAGAUUAUGAUUAUAGUUCUUGGUGACUGCGCUAACCUUGCAGGUGAAGCUGAGAGGAUAUCGAUUCAAAAAGAUUGGGUUGUUGUGGUUGCUGGUACUAAUAAAUCUAAAUUAGCAAAUUUAAAUGCCGUGUUGCUUCGAAUUGACCUUGUGAUUAACAUUGUAGCACCUAUAGCUAUCGGCUCUAUAAUGACGUACGGCUCUAUGCUGAUUGGUGCACUCGUGAUAGCAGCAUGGAACCUUAUUGCUGGGUGCGUAGAAUAUUAUCUAAUGUCUACAGUCUAUAAAGCAGUGCCAGCACUUCGUAUUAAGAAACCAACAGCUAUGAAUGAAGAGGCCGUUCAUGCUGAUGAAAAAGUAAAUAUUAAUCAGAACACAAGUACCACACCUGGAGAUAUGAUGUUCUCCGUUGGCUCAGAUAGUGAACCCAGUGAUGCCGAAAUCAACGUUUCUCGUGAAGAUCUCAGUAACCAGCCUACUCAAGGAAAUAUACAAGAGGCAAAUGUGGCACCAAUUAGGGAUACAGAACAAAUCAAACAAGAAAACUGGAAGAAAGUUCUCAAAGCGUUUGGACUGUGUAUCACACUAGGUGAAGGGUGGAAGACUUACAUGAGUUACGCCGUGUGGUCAGCAGGAGUUGGGUUAGCAUUUCUUUACAUGACUGUGCUGGGAUUUGAUUCUAUUUCCACGGGUUACGCCUACUCACAGGGACUAGCUGAGUGGUUGAUAGGUGUACUUAUGGGCCUAGGCUCUGUAUUUGGUCUGUUGGGCACAGCAUUAUUCCCAAGGUUGCGUGAAAAAAUUGGUCUGCAACGAACUGGAUUAUGGGCGCUGAUCAUGGAAAUUUCAUGUCUGUCGCUCUGUGUCAUUUCUGUAUGGGCUCCUGGCAGUCCUUUUGACUUGCAUCCCCAAAAUGGCGAGGAUUUUAUUGCCAACGUCAGUACCACAGUGCCAACUACAUUGUUAGCUUCCAAUACAAGUGAACUGAUAGAUAUAACACAAGAUAUCCGUGAUAAACCUGAUUCCUAUGCAUCAGUAGCUCUGCUGUUUACUGGAAUGGUGUUAUCUAGAACAGGACUAUGGUUGUUUGACUUGACGGUAACGCAACUAAUCCAAGAGAGUGUGUUGGAGACGCAGCGGGGUAUUUUCAAUGGCGUUCAAAACUCCCUGAAUGGUUUCAUGGACUUAGUGCAUUUUGCUUUAGUUAUUACAUUUCCAAACCCCCACACGUAUGGUGUUUUAGUUCUCCUAUCGUUCUUAUUUGUCUGCACUGGUGCUGGUUUCUUUGCAUACUACUCUUAUAAAAUACGAGGUCAUUUAUUUCACUGUGUCAAGUGUACAUCCACAAGUAACAGCUAUACUAUACAAGAAUCUGAAGCCUCAAGUGUGUAGUCAAAACGUUUUUAUCCUGGUGAACAACAGCAAUAAACUCUGAUUAUAUU